Messenger RNA from Caenorhabditis sp. 36 PRJEB53466, 909 nucleotides. The record is from the annotation of a GenBank genome assembly. Lineage: Eukaryota; Metazoa; Nematoda; Chromadorea; Rhabditida; Rhabditidae.
AUGGCUCCCCGCAGUAUUCUCAUCACUGGUGCCAACCGUGGAAUUGGCUUCGGACUUUUGAAGCAAUUCCUUAAAGUUGCGGACAUUCAGCUGCUCAUCGCUACGUGCAGAGAUCCGAGCAAAGCUGAAGCACUCAACAGCAUCAAAGAUCCAAGACUGCACAUUCUUCCAUUGAACAUUGAUGACGACGAGUCCAUCAAGACCUUGUACACUUCUGUAGGUUAUCCUCAUCUUGCACCGAAAUACCUUUUUUUCUCCAUUACUUGAAGGUAGAAAAACUCGUCGGGGAAGACGGUCUGACCGUCCUGCUUAACAACGCAGGGAUCCUUGUUCCGUAUGAUGUAGAGGGCGAGAAAAACCGUCGCGCAGUGCUGCGUCAGAUUGAAACGAACGCGGUGUCUACUGCCGUUCUAACCCAGGAGUUCCUUCCGCUUCUCAAAAAAGCUUCCGCUAAGAAUGGAGGAGAAGGAUAUUCGAUAAACCGUGCCGCGAUUGUGAACAUCUCCUCCACUGCUGCUUCUGUCGAGAAGAUCGAUGGAACCUUCAACGGACCAUAUGUGAGUUUCGUGUCCAGCCAACCAUCUUCCGCUGAGAUACACAUCUUCAAUGUUUGAGUUCAGGUCGCCUACCGCAUGAGCAAAUCGGCGCUCAACUCCUUCGCCAAGUCCUGUUCGAUCGACCUGGCCAAAUAUAACAUUCUGGUCACUUCCUUCUGUCCGGGAUGGGUCAAAACUGACAUGGGCGGACAAAAUGCUCUUCUUGAGGUGAGUUUGACGUAAGGUGCUGUAAAAGUUUCAUGAUUUUUAGCUCGACGAAGCCACUGACACCCUCGCUGGCAACAUUUUGACUCUCGGAGAUGCUCACCACGGAGCCUAUUUGGACAGAAAUCUGGACGUCAUUCCGAACUAA